AUGGCGCAUGGCACGCCGACGCUGGCGUCCGCGUCGAGCGGCGCCGCGCGGCUCCAGCCAUCGUAUCGGCGUGUCGAGGCGGAGGAGCUGGAGGCGGUGAGCAGCGCGCCGAGUGUGCACGAUGUGCACAUGGUGCAAUACGGCUACCAUGACGGCAGCUCGCAGCAUCUGCCGCCCCACCUCGUGCGGUAUAUUGAGCCGACCGAGGGCGAGUUUGAUCUGCAGGUCGAGUACGAUAUGGACGAGCAGGACCAAGCGUGGCUCGCGCAGACCAACGCCGAGCGCCGCGGCGAGCAGCUCGACCAGCUGUCGUGCGAGGCGUUCGAGAUUAUCAUCGACCGGCUCGAGAAGGAGUGGUUCCAGCUGGUGAAGCGUAUUCCCUCGCGUUUCUCGAUCGGCGCGGCGGAGGAUGACGACGAGUUUCCCGAAGACUCGAUCUGUGCGAUUUGCGACGACAGCGAGUGCGAGAAUCUGAACGCGAUCGUGUUCUGCGACGGAUGCAACCUCGCCGUGCACCAGGACUGUUACGGCAUUCCCUAUAUCCCCGAAGGGCAGUGGCUGUGCCGCAAGUGCACCGUAUCGCCCGACCGCCCGGUGUCGUGCGUGCUGUGUCCGGUCGAAGGCGGUGCAUUCAAGCAGACGACCCAAGGGACCUGGGCGCACUUGCUCUGUGCGAUGUGGAUCCCCGAGACGGGCGUCGGCAACGCGGUGUACAUGGAGCCGAUCGACGGCGUGAGCGAGAUCCCAAAAGCGCGCUGGCGCCUGCGUUGCUACCUGUGCAACAAAAAGAGCGGAGCGUGCAUCCAGUGCGAGCACCGCUCGUGCUUUACUGCCUUUCACGUCAUGUGCGCGCGGCGCGUGGGGCUGCUCAGCAAGGCAAAGCGCCACCGCGAGGAGAGCGACCACGAGAACGAGGAGCCCCAAACGCUGACGGCGUACUGCCACCACCACCUUCCCCACGAGGAAAAGGCGGCGCUCAAAGCGCGCGUGCGGGGCGAGGACGACGACGGGAGCGACUCGGACGUGUCUACGCGCGAGCUUGCGCUGAACCGCCCGGCGCGCACCGGCGCGUACGAGUCGAUUGCGUCCAAGAGCGCGAGGGCGUACAAUAAGCUCUACAGCGCAGGGCCGCUUCCGGUGCCCAACUACAUUGUGCACCGCGUCCUGGAGUACAUCCAUCGCAUUCCCAUCCGGAAAAAGGCCCAGACCGUGGCCCAGAUCGUGCGGUACUGGAGCCUGAAGCGCCAAGAGAUGCGGGGCGCGCCGCUCCUCAAGCGCCUGCACAUUGAGCCGUGGACCGUCGGCAACUUUGUCGACGAGCGCACCUCUGCGCUCAAGCUCGCCAAGCUGCAGUAUGUGUACCGCCUGCGCGAGGACCUCGAAAAGGUGCGCCUCCUCGCCGAGCUCGUGCGCAAGCGCGAGAAGGAAAAGCUGCGCCAGGCGCGCCUCUUUCAUACCAAUGUCGUCCAAGGCGCGAUGCUCGGGCGACAGACCCAGAUGCGGCACACGCUCGAGACGCUCAUGGCGCUCGACAAGGCCAGCUGGUUCCUCCAGCCGGUCUCUACCGAGGACGCGCCGGACUAUUACGAGUGCAUCGCCGAGCCGAUGGACUGGUCGACGAUGGCCGCACGCAUCGCCUCGUUCACCUACGCCACGUCAGCCGAAAUGGAGCACGACGCGCGAAAGGUGUGCACGAAUGCGAUGGAGUACAACCGCCCGGACUCGGCGAUUCACAAGGCCGCAGCCAAGAUCCUCAAGAGCCUCGAGAGCAUUUUUGCGCCGCUGCAUGCCCUGCUCGACGACGACGCGCUCGGCCUCGAGCCGCCGCAGGCGGUCGUCGAGAUGCUUGCGGCGCCGCCAGACGCGCCGCCGAGCGACGACGUGCCGAUCGGCGCGCCGGACGCCUCGACCAGCACCGUCGACGCGUUCCUUGAGCAGUUUUACUAUAUGGUGCACAAAGCGCCGACGCCCGAGCCCGAGCCCGAGCCGGAAAAGACCGUCAAGGCGCCCCGCGUCAGGGCCCCGAAGCCGGUCGCGCCGCCGACGCGCCGCAGCGGACGCCACGCCGCCGAGCCCGAGAUGCCCGCGACCGAACCGUGCGUUUUGAAGGAAAUGGAUAAAAAGGACUCGUUCAAGUACUUCAACACCGGUUGGCUCCUCCCCCCGGGCGCGCGACGCAAUAAUCGGCCCAAGCCCCCACCGGUGGUGCGCAAGGACCGGAAACGCACGUCGCGGACGUGA
This is a messenger RNA of Malassezia japonica, 2241 nucleotides long. RefSeq lists its product as uncharacterized. Gene Ontology annotation, cellular component: MOZ/MORF histone acetyltransferase complex. The record is from RefSeq and is a predicted model, not a curated record. Gene Ontology annotation, molecular function: protein binding. The transcript is spliced from 2 exons. Lineage: Eukaryota; Fungi; Basidiomycota; Malasseziomycetes; Malasseziales; Malasseziaceae. Gene Ontology annotation, biological process: regulation of transcription by RNA polymerase II. Bases 1 to 2241 code for a protein of 746 amino acids.